ACUUCAUGUGUUCAGGUACCAGAAAAACAUUCAGUGACGCUAAAAUCUCCGUUGUUUUUCGUCCUCUUGCAAUCAAACGAAAUUUAUUUUGUUUUCAACAUGUCUCAGACCCAUCGAUAUUCUGCAAACACUACACGAUCUCCUGUUUCUCAAAGUAAAGUAAAAAUUGGGCCUGGUUCUGUCGUAUGUAAAGAGGCUGAAAUACGUGGUGAAGUAAUUAUUGGGUCAAAAACAGUGAUACAUCCAAAGGCUCGUAUUUUGGCUCUUUGCGGACCAAUAAAAAUAGGAGAUGGAAAUCUUAUAGAAGAGCAAUCUUGCAUUAUAAAUCAAGACGAAAACGACGAAGGUGAUCCAACAGUUAUGGAGAUAGGAAACAGUAAUGUUUUCGAAGUUGGAAGUUAUUGUGAGGCGGUUAAAGUUGGCAACAAUAAUAUCCUUGAAUGUAAAUCAAAGGUUGGCAAACACGUUAUAUUGAGCGAUGGAUGUGUAAUUGGUGCAAGCUGUCAACUAACUACAAAUGAGACACUAGCCAGCAAUACUGUCGUCUUUGGCAAGGAUUGUGAACGACGCCUGCAGUCAGAGCGUCCACUUGCACAAACGUUGCAGUUGGAUUUUCUUGCCAAAGUUCUUCCCAAUUAUCAUCAUCUUCAAAAAAGUUCUAGGAGUUAGAUUUGAAUAAUUUAUUGUAACUUUUAAAACUUAUAGAAUAUUAUCUAAAAAUAAACACCACUCUCAAGGAA
Molecule: messenger RNA, 740 nt
Organism: Xenia sp. Carnegie-2017
Lineage: Eukaryota; Metazoa; Cnidaria; Anthozoa; Malacalcyonacea; Xeniidae
Product: dynactin subunit 6-like
Exons: 1
Coding region: 100-669 (189 amino acids)
Biological process (GO): mitotic spindle organization
Cellular component (GO): dynactin complex
Molecular function (GO): dynein complex binding
Source: RefSeq, a predicted model, not a curated record